GGGACCGUCGCGGGUGUCGCCGCGUCCCCGCCGGGAUGAGCCAGCGCCACAGCCAGCGCCGCGGGCCCCGGGCCGACAUGGUGCCCGAGAUCGCCGCCGCCGUGGGCUUCGUGUCCGGCCUGCUGCGGACGCGGGGCUGCGUCAGCGAGCAGCAGCUGCAGGUCUUCAGCGGGGCGCUGCGGGAGGCGCUCACAGAGCACUACAGACACCACUGGUUCCCCGAGAAGCCCUCCAAAGGCUCCGGCUACCGCUGCAUCCGCGUCAACCAGAGGAUGGACCCUCUGCUGAGCCGCGCGGCGGGGCAGGGCGGGCUGGCCGUGCCCCAGCUGUUCCAGCUGCUGCCCCGCGAGCUCACGCUCUGGGUGGACCCCUACGAGGUGUCCUACAGGAUCGGCGAGGACGGCUCCAUCUGCGUCCUCUACCAGGCCGCCCGGCCCCACCACGCCAGCCCCUACGGAGGGAUGCUCACCUGCAAGAACCAGAUGAUGCUGGGCCGCAGCAGCCCUUCCAAAAACUACAUCAUGACUGUCUCCAGUUAAAAAAAAAGAAAAACAAAAAAAAAACCAAAAAGACGCCCCACACCCACCCCCACAAAACACGACAAAAAGAAAAAAAAAAAAAAAAUUUUUUUUUUUUUCCUCCUCCUCCUCCUCCUUGUCCUUACACUGCCGAGACACAGGCUACUGUAAUACCUCAAGCUGAGGAUCUAUUUUUGAGAUGAAGAGCUUAUUUAUAUUUUUUAAAAAAAAAAAAACCUCCAGAAAAUCCAAAAUUAAAAUUUCGGGCGCCGCUCUGAGCCGAGGCGACGCCCCAGGUGCCUUUUCUAAAGCUGUUGCAAGCUUGUGAGUUUCUCUUUUUUUUUUGUAUUAUUGUUAUUGUUAUUAUUGUGAAACUGAGAUCUGCCUGAUGGUGGUUUUGGGGCUGGCUUUGGAAUGGGGGAUGAGGGGGCGAAGCCAGGCUGGGCAGUGUGGCUGCCUUGUCACCUUGUCACCACGCUGUUGUCACCUUUGCUGCUGGUGCUGCAUCUCCAGGUGUUGCAGUGCUGGGUUUGUGGCCUGGAUUUGGUGUCACUCAGGGCUGGGGACAUUGGGGACAUUGAGGUCACCCUCCUGGACGUGCUGCAGCUCUGCCCUGUCCCAACCCCUGGAAGGGCUCACCUGGCACCUGGAGCAUGGCAGAGACACCUGGCAGUGUCCCCAAGGUGACCCUGGUGGCACUGAGGGGACAUUCCUGCAGCUGUCACCACCCCAGACCAGGUGCCUUUUCUAAAGCUGUUGUGAGCUUAUUUCUCUCAUUAUUAUUAUUAUUAUUGUUAUUAUUAUUAUGAAGCUGAAAUCUACCUAAGGAUGAUUUUGGGGCUGGUUUUGGAAUGGGGGAUGAGGGGGUGAAGCCAGGCUGGGCAGUGUGGCUGCCGUGUCACCUUGUCACCACCCUGUUGUCACCAUUGCUGCAUCUCCAGGUGUUGUUGUAGUGCUGGAUUUGGUGUCACCUCAGGGCUGGGUGACCCUGGGGACAUUGGGAUGUCCCUCCUGGAUGUCCUGUCCCAACCCCUGGAAGGGCUCACCUGGCACCUGGAGCAGGGCAGAGACACCUGGCAGUGUCCCCAAGGUGACCCUGGUGGCACUGAGGGGACAUUCCUGCAGCUGCCACCACCCCAGACCAGGUGCCUUUUCUAAAGCUGUUGCAACCUCGUGAGUUUCCCUUUUUUUAUUGUUAUUACGAAGCUGAAAUCUG
Molecule: messenger RNA, 1734 nt
Organism: Melospiza melodia melodia
Lineage: Eukaryota; Metazoa; Chordata; Aves; Passeriformes; Passerellidae
Gene: BTG2
Product: BTG anti-proliferation factor 2
Exons: 2
Coding region: 36-539 (167 amino acids)
Biological process (GO): negative regulation of cell population proliferation; negative regulation of mitotic cell cycle
Cellular component (GO): cytoplasm; nucleus
Source: RefSeq, a predicted model, not a curated record